Messenger RNA from Funneliformis geosporum, 129 nucleotides. Lineage: Eukaryota; Fungi; Glomeromycota; Glomeromycetes; Glomerales; Glomeraceae. The record is from the annotation of a GenBank genome assembly.
GCAAUUAAUUAUGGUCAUUCAUUAGGAGUAGCAGCCUUUAAUGAUGAUGUGAAAACUAAUGUAUUAGUAGGAAAAAUGGCAGGAAGGUUUACUCCUCCUAAUCCAUUUAAUAAUAGUGCUAAAAUUGUG